Molecule: messenger RNA, 1543 nt
Organism: Cladophialophora immunda
Lineage: Eukaryota; Fungi; Ascomycota; Eurotiomycetes; Chaetothyriales; Herpotrichiellaceae
Exons: 2
Coding region: 494-1429 (311 amino acids)
Source: RefSeq, a predicted model, not a curated record
CGACUGUUCCCCCAGCCCAUACUCGGUUUCUCCGAUCGUCCCUGCCGUGAUCUCCUGGUUAUAGACGCGCACGGCCAUGCUCCCCGAAAGCAGUGGUAAACGUCGACACAGUGCAAAGCGCAGGAAGCUUGACGCGACAGAAACCACCACAGCCCAACCAGACGGAGAAAGCAGGUCAGAUGCACGAAUGUCCCACGUCGAGCAGGUAGCCAGUCUGCCAGAAUCCCCUCCUGCGAGACGGCCGUCCAAGGUGGUGCCGAUCGUGCCUCCUCCCGAUGCGCCCUUCCGACCUGGCGCAAUUCAGCUGUGGGUUGUGCGCGAUGCAGAGGGCAAGAAACAGCUGGUAUCGGAGAUGGUGCCUGGAUGUCGGCAUUGGAGGAGUAGGUGCCACUCUGGAUGAACAGUCAAGAGCGGGGAUAUGCUGACACAUUGACUUUGAGUUGGGGACCCGAAUGUCACUUUCUGUUUCGAGUGCAAGAAAGAGGGUGAUGUUAUGGGGUGCAAAACAUGCAAGAGAUCAUAUCACUCGGCUUGCCUAGGCGAAGAAGUACCCCCAGAGGAUACGACAACAGCAUUCUACUGCCCGACUUGUGUCGAGCGCGGUUGGAAUGUGCAUCCUCCGCCGGAAAUCUUACCGCUAACGCCGGCCUCUUCUCGCGAGACCAGCCCGGCGCCGCUAAGUUCAAACGCAAGAGAUGUAGCCGCCGCAGAGAUUCGCCAGCAGUCAGAGCAGGUGACAGCGCCACAGCAGGGAAACCGCGUGCGCGUUGAUCUUGUCCUGCCGAGCCAGGACUCUCAGAGGAUCUGUGAAGGCUCUGCUCCUGAAGCGUGUACCCCAGCCCCCAACCGAAUGCGAUUCGUUCCAGGGUUUGGAAACGAUUAUAAUCAAUCAACCACGACUUCCUCAGGCUCACUUGUCACGGCCCGACAACGACGGGAAGUUGCAUUGGAUGAUAUACGAGAAGACCACCUUGUGUCAUCUCCUCGACCCUCUAUAAUCACUGAGAGUACUUUCAAUCAAACAAGUGCCGCGUCCAGAUCGAGCAGGCCAAAGUCUAGGUAUCAAACCAUGCCUGACGAAGUGGAUCAAGCGCUCACAGUUAUAUAUCGUGAACUGGAGUCCGCCGCUGCUCUGAAACAAGACAUUGCUGUACUUCAGGACCGGGUCAGAGCCGCUGAGCAAGCGCGGCAGAUUUUGGAAGGUCGGCUGGCCCUUGAGCGCUCAAGCGGAGUGGCCCUUGCUGGCAAGGAAGCCGAAAUCCGAUCUCUAAACCAGCAGCUUGCCGAGCUGAGAAAAAGCAACGAACUGCUGGCCGGAGAGAAUAAUGUCCUGAAGCAGCGCAUGCAGGAUCAACAGACGUCCAAUCAAGCUGGCCUGGAGGAGAUGGAAGCUCUGAAGGCGAGUCUUCGCCGGUUACUUGGCGAUUGAGAGAGUACUUACUCCUCCAACUGAGCACAGCGCGUCUAGCAUGACGCAACAUUGUGUCUCUGAAAAUCAAUAAAUCUCAGAAGUAGGUCCCCACAACUAAUGGAAUUUCCAUUU